CACGCCAGCAACCCGGGGGCGAGAGUACACCAUGAUAAGCGGCGGCGUGCCACUGCGCGCUCCCGCUUCCGCCUCGCACUAUGCUCUUGCUCAAAACCUGGCCGACCACCUUUCUCCUGCCCAAACGACUAAAGCUAGUGUUUCUGGCGGGACGGCGUGAUCUCGACAGCAGCGCCGGCGCGGGACAGACCCCGACCCCAACUCCAGUUUCGACACCGACACAGACUCGCUGCCGCCUGUCGACGGACGCUUCCCUCCCCACGCAGCAGGACCCGCGGCAGCCCAUCCUGCUCUCCUCGCACGCCCAAGCCGCCACCCAAGCCGCUACGCAAGCCUCUCAUCUGCCGCACCCGACAAUGGCUUCACAGCCUCAGUCCGACAGCCCGCCGCGGGUACAGCGAUCACUCUCCACCCUCUUCCCCCUCGGCUACAAGGAAGCUGCCCAACAAUGGUGGACCAAUGUCUCCUCGCGCCAGGCCGAGCGCAACGUCCUCGCCUUUGUUCCCUUCAUCCGAGAAGCCAGCGCCGAGUCCGCCGGGUCCCAACUACAAGACCUCGCCAAGAGCGACCCGUUCGGCCAGAGGGUAUGGAGGUCGUCCAUGGUCCAGCUGUCCGGCAAGAACCGCGCCCUUAACGAGCUUUACAUCGAGCGCGUGGGCGAGCAGGCCGACGACACCCUGGUCAUGCUCCACGGUUACGGCGCCGGCCUGGGCUUCUUCUACAAGAACUUCGAGCCCCUGAGCCGCGUGCCCGGCUGGCGGCUGUACGCGCUGGACAUGCUGGGCAUGGGCAACUCGUCGCGGCCAACCUUCAGGAUCCACGCCAAGGACCCCAAGGAGAAGAUCGCCGAGGCCGAGAGCUGGUUCAUCGACGCGCUGGAAGAAUGGCGCAAGAUCCGCAAGAUCGAGAAGUUCACCCUGCUCGGCCACUCCAUGGGCGGCUACCUCGCCGUGUCCUACGCGCUGAAGUACCCUGGCCGGCUGAACAAGCUCAUCCUCGCCUCGCCCGUCGGCAUCCCCGAGGACCCCUGGGCCGUCAACGCCGACAUGCCCGAGCCGGAGGAGUCCACGCUCGCGAACGAGUUCACCCAGGACCAAGAAAGCAUCGUCAGUGGCCAGCCAUCCGGCGGCAACGCUGCCGUCGCGCGCGGUCCGGCGGCCGACAAGCGCGCCGCCGCCGCGAAGCCGAGCACGCCCGCCACCCCUCCCAAGCGGCCCAUCCCGAGCUGGCUGGUCUGGCUCUGGGACGCCAACGUCUCGCCCUUCAGCAUCGUGCGGCUCGCCGGCCCGCUCGGCCCGCGCUUCGUCUCCGGCUGGACCUUCCGCCGCUUCAACCACCUGCCGCCGGACGAGAAGGAGGCGCUGCACACCUACUCGUACUCCCUCUUCCGCCAGCGAGGCAGCGGCGAGUACGCCCUGCCGUACCUGCUCGCGCCGGGCGCCUACGCGCGCAGCCCGGUGAUCAACCGGAUCCAGGACGUCGGCCGCCAGGAGAUCCCGCCGGCCGCCGCCGACGACCCGUCAGCCCCGCCCCGCCGCGAGACCGGCAUCCCCAUCGUGUUCAUGUAUGGCGAUAGGGACUGGAUGGACGUCGCGGGCGGCUACGCCGCCGAGGAGAAGAUCAAGCGCCGCGUCGUGCAGGCCCUGCUGCACGCCUCCCCCGAGGAGAAGCGCCGCGAGAACGGCUCCGCCAAGGUCGUCGUCGUCCGCAACGCCGGCCACCACCUGUAUCUAGACAACCCGGACGAGUUCAACAAGAUCGUCAGGAAGGAGAUGGAGGAGACCAGGGCGAGGGGGCUGCGCGAGAGGGAGAUGGAUGGGUUAUCGUAGGGACGCGGCUGGCUGGGUAUUACGGGACCGGUUGGUCCUGGUUUUUUUCCUUUCUUCUUGAAAUCCACAUGAGGCGUUUGAUGCGGCAUGGCGUGGCGUUGGAGGAGCGAGUGGGUGCAAUGGCCGGUGUGGCCGUGGGUCUAUUGCUCGACGUGGAGUCGGA
Molecule: messenger RNA, 1992 nt
Organism: Thermothielavioides terrestris NRRL 8126
Lineage: Eukaryota; Fungi; Ascomycota; Sordariomycetes; Sordariales; Chaetomiaceae
Exons: 2
Coding region: 81-1829 (582 amino acids)
Biological process (GO): cardiolipin acyl-chain remodeling
Cellular component (GO): mitochondrial inner membrane
Molecular function (GO): A2-type glycerophospholipase activity
Source: RefSeq, a predicted model, not a curated record